This is a messenger RNA of Gamsiella multidivaricata, 2034 nucleotides long. Its product is annotated as transmembrane amino acid transporter protein-domain-containing protein. Gene Ontology annotation, molecular function: amino acid transmembrane transporter activity. Bases 151 to 1971 code for a protein of 606 amino acids. The record is from RefSeq and is a predicted model, not a curated record. NCBI's taxonomy places the organism in Eukaryota, Fungi, Mortierellomycota, Mortierellomycetes, Mortierellales, Mortierellaceae. The transcript is spliced from 3 exons. Gene Ontology annotation, biological process: amino acid transmembrane transport.
GUACGGACUCUUUUAAUUUCUUCACAUAUAUAAAGUCGCCAUUUGUGCAGGCCCCUUCUCAAACCUCUAUCCUCCUCUUCCUUCUGAUCUCCUUCUACUAUUAGUAUUUUAUCAACCUGUACGCGAAAGAAAAACAAAAAAACAACUAACAUGGGUGAGCUACAAUCAACGCAACAACCACCACAGGAUGGAUCACAUCUCGCCGCUCCACAAGCACCUUCUCAAGUCCACAUAAGCUCAUCCCCAAGUGUCGAUAAAAACCUUACCUUUCUGCCACAGCAACAGCAACCACAUCGCCAUCACCACCACCAACGUGGCCGUACAGGGCCUCACGCUCACAGCGGCGCUACUAGCCCCCAUUCCGCACCCGGCUCUAGGGCAACAUCACGCUCGCGCAUCUCCAGACAUAACUCACACUCGCAUUCUCGGCCGAGUUCCCGUCCAGUCUCAUGGCUGAUCCAUGCCAACUCCGAGUACACUUCCAUGUAUGACAACUACGGAGGCACCCGAUCCCGGAGGAACUCAUACGUGGGCGAAGAUGGUUUCUCGGCAGCAGAGAAGGGUGUACAUGGCAGGGUUUCGCGCAAGUCUUCGUAUGCUGGAGGGCUCUCUACUGACGGCUCGAGUGAGAAGCAGACAAUGGACUCGACUAGGCCAGAAAUGCUACUGCAACACUCUUCGACAACUAGCUCUUUUACUCUCAAGGAUAUUGGACAAGGCUUAGACCAGCAUGCGGCCCCUCGAGGAAAUGUCUCGGCGCUCAAGGCUAGUUUCUUGCUCGGAAAGGCGUUCGUUGGCACAGGUGUCCUCUUCCUUCCCAGUGCUUUCAAGAACGGAGGGAUCUUGUUCUCCUGCUUGAUGUUGGCAGCCGUGGCGUUAAUAUGCUGCGUUGCUUUCCUGCUGCUCGUCAAAGUGCGUCUCGUUGUCCGCGAGAACUUUCAGGACAUGGGUGCAGUCCUUUUUGGAAAGUACAUGCGUUUGGCGGUCCUGAUCUCAGUGGCUAUCUCACAAAUCGGCUUCGUCUGCGCCUACUUGAUCUUUGUAUCCGAGAACCUGUUCGCUGUCGUCCAGACCUUCACUAAAUGCACGUUCGAUGGGAUUUCCGAAAAGUAUUAUAUUCUAAUCCCAUUGGUGGUGCUGAUUCCCUUGGUCCUGAUCCGCCGCAUGGCUGUCCUGUCUGUGCCAAGCAUGCUCGCCAACCUGUUUAUCAUCUUUGGAAUCGUCUAUCUCUGGUACUACUCCAUCAACAGCCUGGUCCAUCGUGGCGUAGGACCCAACAUUGGGCUAUUUAACAAGGAUGACUUUGCGCUGUUCAUCGGCACGGCAGUCUUUUCAUUUGAAGGCAUCGGCCUGAUCAUUCCUAUCACAGAGUCCAUGGCCGAGCCAGAAAAAUUUCCUCGCGUGCUCGCCAUCACCAUGACCAUCGUCGCCUUGAUUUUUGGCAGUAUCGGUGCCCUCUGCUACGCAAGUUUUGGUAGCGAUAUCCAGACGAUCGUACUCCUGAACCUACCCAUCCGCGACGGUAUGACCAUCACCGUCGAAAUCCUUUAUUCCCUCGCCAUCAUCCUCUCCGUCCCGCUGAUGCUCUCGCCAGCCUCACGUAUAUUCGAGUACGGUAUUUUCGGCGAUAAAUCUGGCGGCCAGUUCUUCAAGGUCAAGAUGCAGAAGAAUGCUCUUCGGAUCGUCCUGAUUAUUUGCUGUGCGCUCUUAGCGUUCGGGAUUGGUGGACCUAAUCUGGACAAGUUUGUAUCGUUCGUCGGCAGCGUCGCCUGCAUGCCUCUGUGUUUCAUCUUCCCAGCGAUGUUCCAUUACAAGGCUUGUGCGACAACGAUGAGGGCCAAGGUGUUAGAUAUUGCGCUCGGCAUCUUUGGGGCCGCAGUGAUGGUGUUUACGCUGUACAUUACAAUCCGCAGCUGGGUUGUGCCUGGCACGCAUGUGACGCCGUUGGAUCGGUGCACUGCAUUCGCAUAGAUCAUCCACGAUCAGACCUAGACACCCAUGUAUAAUAGACUAUAAACUCCAAUACUACUCUAU